Electrophorus electricus (electric eel) is the source of this 3053-nucleotide messenger RNA. Its product is annotated as metalloreductase STEAP2. The record is from RefSeq and is a predicted model, not a curated record. Gene Ontology annotation, cellular component: endosome; plasma membrane. Gene Ontology annotation, molecular function: cupric reductase (NADH) activity; ferric-chelate reductase (NADPH) activity. Gene Ontology annotation, biological process: copper ion import. NCBI's taxonomy places the organism in Eukaryota, Metazoa, Chordata, Actinopteri, Gymnotiformes, Gymnotidae.
CGCUGAGUGGUGCGUUCUCGGAUGUGCUCCGCCUGCAUGAGCUUCUGUUUCGCGUAUGAUCAGACCGAUCACGGCAAGUCAAGCGAUCAGAGGGAGGGGAGUGCGACCCCUGUCAGGGAGGACAUCUCCAGUCUUUUCCAUGUUAUCACAGUGGAUCCUAUGACAGUUUCUUGGAAUCAAGAUCAGGAGCUCCAGGCCUGAAAAUGGACUCAAUUUCCCUGAUGGGCAGCAGCCCUGUUCGCUCCAAGGCCUCCUAUCUGCCCAACGGACUGAAGAACGGACCCAGGGAGGGCGCCAGCAAGCCCACUGUGGCCAUCAUUGGCUCGGGGGACUUCUCUAAGUGCCUAGCUAUCCGCCUACUCCACACUGGCUUCCAUGUGGUGGUAGGCAGCCGGCAGCCCAAGCGGGCAGCUGACGUCUUUCCACACGUGGUGGACGUGACCCAUCAUGAGGAUGCUGUGAGCAAAUCCUCCAUGGUUUUCCUGGCCAUCCGCAGGGAGCACUACCCCUCCCUCUGGGACAUUAAGCACUUGUUGGCAGGGAAGAUCCUAGUGGAUGUCAGCAACAACAGGCGAGUGAACCAGUAUCCAGAGUCAAACGCAGAGUACCUGGCGUCCCUUUUCCCAGAGUCUACUGUGGUCAAAGGGUUUAAUGUCAUCUCAGCCUGGGCCAUGCAGUCAGGCCCAAAAGAUGCCAGUCGACAGGUGUACAUCUGCAGCAACUCGGUGGAAGCGCGUGGGCAGGUCAUGGAGGUGGCCCGGCAGCUCGGCUUCGUGCCCGUGGACAUGGGCAUGCUCUCUUCAGCCAAGGAGGUGGAGAACAUGCCGCUGCAUCUCUUCUCUGACUGGAAGGGCCCCGUUCUAACAUCUGUGGCCCUUGCCAUCUUCUUCUUCGUCUACUCCUUUGUCCGGGACAUCAUCCACCCAUACAUGAAGAGUGGACAGAGCCUUUUUUACAAGAUCCCCUUGGAGAUGGUGAACAGGACACUGCCUGUGGUGGCCAUAACCCUGCUGGCGCUGGUCUAUCUGGCCGGGCAGCUGGCUGCUGUGCAACAGCUCUUCUAUGGGACCAAGUACAAGCGCUUCCCCCACUGGCUAGAGGGCUGGCUGCAGAGCAGGAAGCAGCUGGGCCUGCUCAGCUUCUUCUUCACCUGCGUGCAUGUGCUCUACAGCCUCUGCCUGCCCAUGAGGAGGUCUGAGCGGUACCUGCUGCUCAACAUGGCCUACCAACAGGUCCAUGCUAACAUAGAAAACACAUGGAAUGAAGAAGAGGUGUGGAGAGUGGAGAUGUAUGUCUCUUUUGGUAUCAUGAGUCUGGGCCUUCUCUCUCUUUUGGCUGUCACUUCCAUUCCUUCAGUAAACAGCGCCCUCAACUGGCGGGAGUUCAGCUUUAUCCAGUCCACGCUUGGCUACAUUGCCCUGCUUAUAGCCACUCUGCAUGCACUGCUCUUUGGCUGGAAACGGGCAUUUGAAGAGGAGGCCUAUCGCUUCUACCUGCCACCCAGCUUCGUGGUGGCCCUGGUGUUGCCCAUCACCGUGGUGGCAGGGAAGAUCGUGCUGCUGCUGCCCUGUGUGGCCCGCAGGCUGAAGAGGAUUCGCAGCGGAGGCAGCUGCAUCCGGCGUCAUCGUGACUGUGAAGGUCCUACUGCCCACAUGUCCCCAGAGAGGGUGACCAUCAUGUGACCGUAUGCACGCCCCCACGGCUCAGCCUGGCCCCACCCUGUCCAGCAACCCCCGCCCCCCUGCUACAUGACCCACCAAGAGAAGCUUCUGUGUGUAGCUGUUAAAAAUGAUGGUAAAGUGUUGUUAUGGGGCCAACCGUGAGUGGUGGCCUGUAGAAGCACAUACCAGUAAAGCAGCCAGACUCCUGUUCCAAAGGUUCCUUCUUAUGGGACUCUCCAGUGUUAAGCGAUCACUCUUGCACUCACCAGUGAAUGUAAUUGUUCACACUGGCCUGUGGCUGGAAGUAGUAUUGGAGUCAUCUGACUAGAGGCUGAGUUUGCUUUAAGUCGAAUUCAGAAGACAUUUGAGAGAGUCUCCUCUACAGUACUGCAGAGCCUUUGAUUUAAAUGCAUUGAGGUCCUUGGCUAUGUUUCCAUUCAAGUGUUUUUUAAUGAACAUUGCUUUAGUGCAAAAAUGUUUGCCGGUAUAGGCAAUGGAAUGUAAAAUUGCCUGUAAAAUUCAAGCUUAAAACUUUAAAAAUGUAGCUUAUAUCGCCAAACAAACACUAAAGCAAUUUUCUUAAAUAAUCGUAACCAAAGACACUCAAAAGCAGUCAUUAUAAGUUAUCAUAGCAAUCAAGAGCAUUAUAAAGGCAUACAUUACAGUUCUGUGUUAGUCACUUUAAACUUAGUCAUACAUGUCGCUGUAGGUAAAUUUUGGGCUAAUUUGCUGGGUACGUAAAAUGUAUUUGUCCAAAGUUCUCAGUUAUCUUUUGCAACUAUGUCUACAAAGCAAUAUCACCAAACAAGCCUCAACAAUGUCACUAAGGGACAUCACACUUCAGAACUAAUAGAAAGGCAUUUUGCUUCAACAGUCUUUUUGUGACUAAAUGUGUGUUGCUGAGUGUAUUUAACGUGCUGUUAUUUGGUGGCCAUAAAAGAAAGGGUAAAAAAAUCUGCCCCCUUUUGAUAUAGUGCGUCAUAAUAUUAGUAGUGGACCAAAACAGCUUUAUAAUGCAAUGCCUUCUCCCAUGCAUGUGUGACAAAUCAUAACCAAACCAUAAAUAUAAUCAUCCAUUUUAAUUAUCAUUCAUGCCACUGAAACUAAUACAGUGAUGCAGUGUGAUUGCAGUCCUCGGUUAACAAGCUUUGGGCUCUACUUAUGUCAACACUUAAGUGUUCUGAUCAAUGGACUUAAUUGAUUAGGAAUCAACUCAAGGUGUCUACCUGGUAGCCUAUGAUUACAACUUCAUUGCAUACUUCUCAGGUGCAGUGCCCUCUUAUGUCAUUACUGUGACGUUUUGUGUUUAUGAUAUUAAAUUGUGCCAAAGCUCAAAAUAAAGCCUAAAAAAGUAAAUUAAGAAAUAAAUAAAUAAAAACUUUGGCAUUUUAA